Molecule: messenger RNA, 3202 nt
Organism: Vespula pensylvanica (western yellowjacket)
Lineage: Eukaryota; Metazoa; Arthropoda; Insecta; Hymenoptera; Vespidae
Gene: noc
Product: zinc finger protein Noc-like
Exons: 2
Coding region: 666-2342 (558 amino acids)
Biological process (GO): negative regulation of DNA-templated transcription
Cellular component (GO): nucleus
Source: RefSeq, a predicted model, not a curated record
GAGAGAGAGAGAGAGAGAGAGUGAGAGCGAGUGAGAGAAGCGGAGGAAGGGGAACGGCUGUAAAAGCGGUGAAAUAUCAAAGCCGGGAUGGGAGCUGUCAUCGUCGGGCCAACAUCAUGGGUGGCGUGUUGAAUUAGAAUGCCUUCCCACACCCCACGCAGGGCUGAGCCCCACCGCGUUACCCCCACCACCUUCCCCACUCUAUGUCCCUCCAUUGCCGACGACCGUCGACUGUUCCCUCUCCACUUCCAAGAUCUCACUUCCCUACGGAGUGGGGACACUCGACGCGUACAUACACAGGUUAUGCACCCCUUUAUGGUGGGGAUAGAAGUGACCUUCCAAACUGCCGCUAGACGGCGCUAGGAUCGUCAAGUGCUCCGUUCGACAAGGAUUCGACCGACGGCCCCGGCAUUAUUUUCCUGGAUUUUGUACUGUGAACGUCGCUCGCGUCUAAGUCUUAUAUUCGUGCGAAAGAGAGAGGAUCGAUCGACGGGCCACCGUAUUCCGCUUAUACGGUGAGCGAACGUCCACCGAUUCGGAAGAGGAGUUACUGUUAUCACUGUUGGUUACUUUUAACGUUUCUUGGGCUGUUUUUCAUCCCAAGUGUGAAGCUUCCCUGUGUGAUUUAGUGCAGUGAAUUAUCUUUAACAAAGUGCUUAACCCAAAUGGUUGUGCUCGAGGAAGGCGGUAUGCUGUCUACCGGACACAAUCAGUACUUACAGCCGGAUUAUCUUUCUCCGCUUCCAACCACGUUGGACGCGAAGAAGAGUCCCUUGGCACUUUUGGCACAGACAUGCAGUCAAAUCGGUGCGGACUCGCCGACAAAGCCACUGGUCUCGCCAUUGGAGAAGAGUUCCUCGAAAAGUAACAGCGUCGGUAGUUCGAGUGCUAAAUCUCCGCCAGCGGCGAAGUUAGAACGGAGCACGCGAGGCAGUCCGUCGGACAAUAAAACACUUGCGUUCAAACCGUACGAGACUAACGUGGUGACGAGAAAGAAUACGACGGGACAAGACGAAGGCAGACCGACGUCGAAGGCAAGCGUGCACAGUGUCGGUGGUCAGGAAAAUGCGUCGGAAAGUCUGAGCAUUAGCGGUAGCAAUAACAAUAAUAAUAACAACAACAACAACAACAAUAAUAAUACAGGUGGAAAUCUCAAUGAGAAGAAGUCAACGUCGUCUUCGUCGUCGGGUAGUCGAACACCCGUCGGCCGGAAGUCAGCCUCGCCGUCGAGUCAAGCGACGGCAGGUUCGUCGAGUAGUAUUCUCUCAGCUUCCGAUCGUAAGACUCCUGGCGAUCGUGAGAAAACCGACGCAUCUCCACGAAAUAACGGAACGAGUCCUAUAAUUAGAUCGGGCAUGGAAAUUCUCAGCGGUGGCCAUGCAAAGGAUGCGGCCGGAUUGGCCGCUUAUAAGGCAUCGAUACCUGGUUUUGCUACUGGAAAUCCUCUUUGUUGUCCACCUGGACUCGCGGAGAAUCCUGCGUUCAGGCCACCGUUCGCCGGUGCUUCGCCAUUUUCUCAUCAUCAUGCUGCCGCCGCGGCCGCACUUUUGGGUUAUCCAACAACGGCACCUACACCAGGCAACCCAUACCUCAGUUACGCUCGAGUAAAGACACCAGCCGGCGGUGAAGCUCUCGUCCCAGUCUGCAAGGAUCCCUAUUGCACCGGCUGCCAAUAUAGUGUUCAUGGGGCGCAAUUAAUGAUGGGCGCUGGUGCGAGUGCCGGCGGUGCUGCUGGCACCGCCGGUAGUGGUGGAGGAGGUGGUGGUGGUGCCGCGAGUGCCGCGAGUGUCGCCGGCGGAGCCGCAUCCGUCUGUCCAAGUGGAUGUACCCAGUGCGAUCAUCAGAAAUACGGCCUCGCAAUGGCAUUGUCUUCGUUAGGUCCAAUGCCUCCGCCCUCGCUCGCAUACCCUUCCACGCUUACCGGUGGUAGGCCGUACGUGUGCAACUGGAUCGCCGGUGACUCCUACUGUGGCAAACGAUUUGCAACGUCCGACGAGCUCCUUCAACAUCUCCGCAGUCACACGAAUCUCGCAGCGGCUGCCGCGGCAGCAGCAGCCGCCGCAGCUGGUGCACCGGAACCUACCAGUCUCCUAGCCAAUCCUCAUCCCCAUCCGCUUCUCUCGCCUUCAGCGGCAGCCCUUCACCGUGCCAGCGGUGCCUCCUAUCCCGCGCCAUCUCUCAGUCCUCUCGGUGCGAGAUAUCACCCUUACGGUAAACCACCCACUGCACCUCUACCUGCCUCCCUAGCAGCCUCACCCUAUAGCGCCUUCAAUGCGCUAGGUCCUUACUACUCGCCUUACGCGAUUUACGGACAACGGAUCGGUGCUGCUGUUCAUCCCUAAAUGACCGACUUUUUCGCCAAGGUCUUUCCUUUCUUCUCCACUCACUCUCUUUCUCUACGUUUUUUUUUUUCCUUUUCAUUCUUUGUACAUAGCGAAGCGUGUAUUAUACAGAUCCUAUUUAAGCGAUCCUUUUCCGAGAGAGAUUUCUCGUCUCUCUCGUUUUUCUCUAAAUAUAUAUGUAUAUAAAUAUAUAAAUAUGAGUCUAUAAAUAUAAAUAUAUAAAUACAUGAAUAUAAAUAUAAAUAUAUAUAUGUGUAAAUUAAAAAAAAAAAUAAUUAAAGUCUAUGAAAUGUCAUCAUUGGCGGUUUAACAUUAUGCACAUCACGAGGUAUCACCGUUAUAUUAUGCUCGGAGAGUACGCCGCGAGAAUGUGCGUUUUUCGAGCCGCUUCGACGUGAUUCUUUGGAUUCUUGCGUCCGUCGUAGCGAGAGGAGUGUUUGUGUGCGUCUACCUGUGUCCAAUUGUGAACGAUCUUCUUCGAGUCAAUGUGGUUUGCGCCGGUGUUUCGAACAUACAGAUAAACUGUGAUAAUGUUGCGUUUUUUUUUGUUCGUAGAAGCGAAAUAGAAAGAGUGAGAGAAAAAGAAAAAGAGAUAAGACAUGAAACAGCAUCUUGUUUGAGCUUUUCUCGAUAUCCUCGAAAGCGCGAAAGUGAAUCGUUCGCCUUUGCAAGAGAUCGUCGCAAAGCAUGUCGGAUCGGUCGUAAUAAUCGCAUCAGAGCUAUGAAAAAAGAGAGAGAGAGAGAGAGAGAGAGAAAGAAAGAAAAUAGUUUAGGUAUCUUUCGAACCUGUAAAUAUCUCUUGUAAAACAUCGUUGAGUUUCCACAGCGCUUUAAUAAAAAAGAUAUUCGUAGAAUCAAAA